Amaranthus tricolor (Joseph's coat) is the source of this 1830-nucleotide messenger RNA. Its product is annotated as transcription factor AS1-like. NCBI's taxonomy places the organism in Eukaryota, Viridiplantae, Streptophyta, Magnoliopsida, Caryophyllales, Amaranthaceae. The transcript is spliced from 2 exons. The record is from RefSeq and is a predicted model, not a curated record. The coding region runs from base 451 to 1560 and encodes 369 amino acids.
CAGUAUCCCGUUCCGCUUUUUUUGCAUUCUGAAACUACUCUUCUCUGUCUUUUCUCUAUUAUGAAUUCCCCACUCUUCCUUUCUCCCAUCUUUUUUCUCCCCAUAUCUCUUCAACUCUUCCUCUUUCUCUCUCUACAAACAAUCCCAAACCUCUUUCUACCUCACCUUUCUGGGUUUUAUCCUUUAAUCACGCCCACAACUAAGUCAAUUUUCCCUAUUCUCUUUUUCUCCUUCCAAAUUGUGGUUGUACUUAUGUUUAUCAUGCUGAUUAUUGUUUUUUUUUUUCGUUUUGAAUUUGGUUUCUGAAUGUUUGCUGUAAUUGGGGUUUUUCUACCCUUUGGAAAUUGAUGUUGUUGUAGAGGUGAGAGCCUGAGAGGAUAAUUGAUGCUGCAACUUUGUGGUGCAUGAUGGAGAGUUUGAUGCAAUGGGCGAUGUCGUUUGCACGUCAAGAUGAAGGAGCGGCAGCGUUGGACUGCUGAGGAGGACUCUCUAUUAGCUGCGUACGUUAAGCAAUUCGGUCCUAGAGAAUGGCACCUCGUCUCCCAACGAAUGAACACAACCCUUGAUAGGGAUGCAAAAUCAUGUCUAGAGAGGUGGAAGAAUUACCUCAAACCGGGUAUUAAGAAAGGCUCGCUUACUGAGGAAGAACAACGGCUUGUUAUUCGUCUGCAAGCAAAGCACGGUAAUAAAUGGAAGAAGAUCGCUGCUGAGGUUCCUGGGCGUACCGCUAAAAGGCUCGGCAAGUGGUGGGAGGUUUACAAAGAAAAACAACAACGGGCCAACAAGGAAACUACCAAGUGUUUGGACCCUAUCGAAGAGGGCAAGUACGAUCAUAUAUUGGAAACGUUUGCUGAGAAGCUAGUGAAAGAACGUGCACCUUCAGGACCCUCGUAUUUUAUGGCAGCUUCAAACGGGGGGUUUUUACAUAGUAGUGAUCACCCGCCUCCUACGGUGCCUGCCUCGCCAAAUGUGGCUUCGACUACCACCAUGCUCCCACCUUGGCUUUCAACUUCGUAUGGAGGGCGGCCGCCUUCUUCGCCUUCCGUUACCUUGAGUCUUGCAUCCACGACUGUACCUGUGCCAACCCCGACUACAGUGGGUUGGCUUCCACAAGAAAGGGGGCUCCACAACAUUGAUGAUUCCGCUCUUACUUUGGGCUGCUUGCCAUCUUGUCCCGGGGGACUUCCCGAGCAGAUGCUAAUGUCGGAACUCAUGGAUUCUUGUAGGGAACUAGAGGAAGGUCAUCGAGCUUUGACAGCUCAUAAGAAAGAAGCUGCGUGGAGACUGAAGAGGGUGGAGCUUCAACUCGAGUCUGAGAAGGGAAGUCGGAAAAGGGAGAAAACCGAAGAGAUUGAGGCAAAGAUAAAUGCUCUUAGAGAAGAGCAGAAGGCUAGUAUGGAGAGAAUCGAGGCAGAGUACCGAGAGCAACUCGCUGGGUUACGAAGAGAUGCUGAAGCUAAAGAGCAGAAACUUGCCGAGCAAUGGGCUGCAAAGCACACGAGAAUUACUAAGUUGCUUGAGCAGAUAGCGUGUAGGACCCGAAUUCCUGAGCCAAAUUGAUUCAGCACUCACAAUGUCGUUCGAGUAUUAGAUUUUAUUGUACGAUCGAACAUCUAUGUUCUUGUUAGUUGCUGAAAUGCUAUGUUCUGCAUCUUGAUUUGGUUACUUUUUGGGUCACUUUGUUGUAUUAGAAAACGUUAAUUUGUGCAAGAACAAGGGGCCGAAUGGCCUCCAGGCUCCCACUAUUAUAGCCUAGUUUCAGCAAAUCAGCUUAUUUCAGAAGAAUUUUAAUGGCUUAAGCACAAUUUUGAUGCUUAAAAUGUCAUGUAA